Messenger RNA from Talaromyces rugulosus, 1386 nucleotides. RefSeq lists its product as uncharacterized. The transcript is spliced from 4 exons. The record is from RefSeq and is a predicted model, not a curated record. The coding region runs from base 1 to 1386 and encodes 461 amino acids. NCBI's taxonomy places the organism in Eukaryota, Fungi, Ascomycota, Eurotiomycetes, Eurotiales, Trichocomaceae. Gene Ontology annotation, cellular component: oligosaccharyltransferase complex; endoplasmic reticulum membrane.
AUGAGGCUGUUGCUUUCUGUUCUUCUUGGCUUCUGGGGAGCUUGCGCCUAUGCCUUGAGCAGCUCGGGAUCCCGGUUGCUGGUUGUUCUGGAGGAGGAGAAGAGCCUAUACUCGACGUUUUGGGCGGAUCUGGAAGGUCGAGGAUAUGACAUUACAUUUGAGUCGCCCAAGAACGAGAAGCUGUCGCUAUUCGAACUCGGAGAGAGAUCGUACGACCACGUUUUGAUCCUCCCACCAAAGUCCAAGGGACUCGGCCCGGCAUUGACACCUAAGCUGUUGGUUGACUUUGUCAACAGCGAUGGAAACAUUCUUCUUGCCCUUUCCGGCAAGUCGUCGACCUCGAGCGCUGUGAGCUCGCUUCUUCUCGAACUGGACCUCCACAUCUCCCCCGAUCGUUCGUCGGCUGUCGUCGACCACUUCAACUACGAUGUUCUCUCUGCCGCUGAAAAGCACGACAUCCUCCUGCUACCCCGUCCCAGCCCCCCGAGGCCGGAUUUGAAGCCAUACUUUUCAGGCGAUGGUGUGCUGGCAUUCCCCCGGCCAGUCGGCCAGUCUCUGGGCAACGCCAGUCCUCUGCUCGCGCCCAUCCUGCGCGCCCCGGAGACUGCUUACAGCUACAAUGUCAAGGAAGAUUCUGGCAGUGCUGAGGAUAGCUUUGCGACGGGCUCGCAGUUGGCCCUUGUGUCGACCCUGCAGGGCAGAAACUCUGCUCGUUUCACCGUUUUGGGAUCUGUGGAGGCUUUGGAAGACAAGUGGUUUUCUGCCUCUGUCCAGGGACCUAACGACAAGAAGGCAUCAAAGACUGCCAACCGAGAAUUUGCCAAAUACCUCACAGCAUGGACUUUCCAGGAAAUUGGUGUCCUCAAAGUUGGAAAGGUUGAGCACUAUCUCACCGACAAGGAGGGUAACAUCGAGGGCGAAGUGAACCCAAUCAUUUACCGUAUCAAGAAUGACAUUACCUUUGAGAUUGAACUCUCCGAAUACGAAUUUGACAAGUGGGUGCCGUUCGAAGCCGUCCCCGAAGACGAGGUCCAGCUUGAAUUCACCAUGCUUUCCCCAUUCCACCUCUUGAACCUGCAGCCCAAGACUCGUACCGAGAAUAGCACAAUCUUCAGCACCACCUUCACAUCGCCAGACCAACACGGAAUUUUCUCGUUCCGUGUCAACUACCAACGCCCAUACCUGACCUACAUCGAAGAGAAGCACGAAGUCACUGUCCGCCAUUUCGCGCACGAUGAAUACCCUCGCAGCUGGAAGAUUACUGGCGGCUGGGUCUGGAUCGCCGGGCUUUGGUCCGUCAUUGGCGGAUUCCUCGCUUUCGUGUUUGUCUGGUUAUACUCGGCGCCAUCGCCUUCGGCCGAGGCCAAGAUCAAAAAGGUAAAUUAG